AUGGCUAGUCCUAUUCCUAGCGGUGAAGAAGGUAGAGAUGGAGGUAAGAAUAGUUUUUUAAGUUAUAAAUUAAUUGGAUUUUAUGAUAAAAUUUCAUUAGAAAUCUACAUAUUUUGUUAA
Molecule: messenger RNA, 120 nt
Organism: Cetraspora pellucida
Lineage: Eukaryota; Fungi; Glomeromycota; Glomeromycetes; Diversisporales; Gigasporaceae
Source: the annotation of a GenBank genome assembly